CAUUGGAAUUUUUAGAUACAACCCAAAAAAAGCUCGGUCAUCUUCAACUUCUCGUGCAGAUUCUCUAUAGAGUCCUUUCUGUUGAAAUCCGUAGCUUCAUCAGUUCGCCUAUACUGUUGGUAUCAGGAUUUUGGUCCAGAGAAACUUUGGUAGAACCCGACAGUUGGACUUCUGUAUGCCUUUCUGAUUCUAAAGGAUCAUCAACAUCAUCCACAGGAGUUUUAUUGGCUAUAACGACAGUAGUAGCAGUGAUAUUGGUCAAUUCUGUAGUAGCAUUCGUUACAUCCGCGGACUAUUUUGUAGACUCUUGUAAUUCCACCUCCUUAUCUUUCUUCAUAAGAAGUUCCAGAGAGAGAAAGAUUUGUAUUUACAUUACUUAUUCAGACAACUCAUUUCCCUUUCCAACAAUUGAGUCAGACGGAUUUGAAAGGAACACUUCCUUACAUAAUAAACAUGGAUCUGCUUCUGGAACUUGGACUUCAGUAGCAAGGGUUCCAGAAACUUGGGCAAAGAAGGCCUUUGACCCAGCUGAUAGCCAACUGGCUUGUUUUAUAUAG
Messenger RNA from Acaulospora morrowiae, 557 nucleotides. The record is from the annotation of a GenBank genome assembly. Lineage: Eukaryota; Fungi; Glomeromycota; Glomeromycetes; Diversisporales; Acaulosporaceae.